This is a messenger RNA of Lacerta agilis (Sand lizard), 2158 nucleotides long. RefSeq names its product KIAA1328 ortholog. Bases 36 to 1871 code for a protein of 611 amino acids. The record is from RefSeq and is a predicted model, not a curated record. The transcript has 11 exons. Lineage: Eukaryota; Metazoa; Chordata; Lepidosauria; Squamata; Lacertidae.
GGCGGAGGGACGCUGGGAGUGGCGGUUGUUUCAAGAUGGCGGAUGUGGCCGCGGGGCCGGGGCCGGAAGCAGCCGCUCGUUGGAGUAAGGACCUUUCUGAUGAAGAGCAGCCACCUGUCUGGGUCCCAGGAAUUUCCACAGAGAGGAAUUUUAGAGCAAGACACCUGCUGAAAGGUCAGAAAGCGGAAGAGAAGGCAAAGGUGCCUGCAGCUGCUGCCGCUGCCCCAAUGGAUGCCUGGAAAAGCGCAGGCCAAGCGCCUGGGCAGCAGGUCCCUGACAAAGGAGGAAUGAAGAGUGCUUCUCUAAAGGAUUUAUGUCCUGAAGACAAGAGGCGCAUAGCAAACUUAAUUAAGGAGCUUGCAAGGGUGAGUGAGGAAAAAGAGGUGACAGAGGAGCGCCUGAAAGCUGAGCAGGAGUCGUUUGAGAAGAAGAUCAGACAACUUGAGGAACAGAACGAACUCAUCAUCAAAGAAAGGGAAGCUCUGCAGCAGCAAUACAGAGAGUGCCAGGAACUUUUGAGCCUUUAUCAGAAGUAUCUCUCGGAGCAGCAAGAAAAGCUCACAUACUCUCUUUCGGAGCUCGAGGCUGCCAAGCAGAAGGAGCAGCAGAUGUCCAACCACAGAAGCCUUUGUCAACCUCUGUCAUCUUCGGAACUGGAUGGAUCCUACCUUAGCAUUGCUCGACCACAGGCCUUAUACAAGAACAACAGAAUGGCACAUGGAAGUCCUACCCGCAUGCCUGUCUCUCAGUCUUGCAGGAACAGUCAUGCUCAUCAAGCUGCAGCCCAGGGUCAUCUGCAAGAAGAUCGGAACGAGUUCAUGCUGGCCAAUGGGUUGCAUGGUAAGUGCAACAACGUGGUCUCGCCAACAAGGCAGAAGUUGCCUCCCCACAAGAAAGUAACUCCUGCCGCGGAGCAGAGGAGAAACAGCUGUCCCCUUCAGACUUGCUUUUUCCACAAGAAACCGGGCAGCUCGGAUCAUGAUUCUUUCCAAGAGGGCUGCCACCUUCCAAAAAUGCACCCCGGCCCACGUUGUGAAUCCUUUGCGUGUUGCUCGUGCCCGUCGCAUACUUCUGGACUGAACGGCAGCACGGACUUGAGACCAAAAGAAAUGCAGCGUGGUACAAGGUUAUCGGAAGAAAGGAGGAAGCAGCUGCUGCUUCAGAAGAUGGAGCUGGAAAUCGAGAAAGAACGCCUUCAGAAUCUGUUAGCCAAGCAGGAGGCAAAACUGCUGCUUCAGCAACAGCAGCUCCACCAAUCCCGGCUUGACUACAAUCGGUUUAAAGGCCAGCCUCCUAAUUCGGAAGAACUGCUCAUUGAUGAAGCGCUGAUGAGACCCGGCGGCUUGGCCCCAGUGAUGAAUGGCACUUGUGGGGGCCUCAGUUCUCCGAAGCUCAGCUGUGAAGAUUGCCAUUCAAAAACGUCAGCUUCUGGGAGAGGCUGCAACACACCAGGAAGCAGUGGAGGGAAGAAAAGUGUUGGCUUCAGUGCCCAUGCAGACGAUGAAUGCUUUGGAGUGCACACAAAGAAGGAGACUGUCCGACCGAGAAGAGGGAUGAGUUCAGCCUCCCGGAAGGAUGCGGCUACGUCCCCCGGACUGACAGGCAGCAGAAAAGAGCUUGUAGCUGCGGCCACCUCCCCAAUCCAGCAUGACACCUCACGGUACGAGUCCUCUCUCUUUGACCUGGUGGAAGCAGUGAGCUCAGGGCUUCAGUCUCACUACAGCGAAAGCCGUAGCCAGAGCCAAGUGCUUGUGCCUCAGAGCAGGAGGUGGAGGAAGCCUGGAUGGAACCAGAGUCCGGCUGGUGCCAUGAAUGGGACCACGGCUGAGCUAGAGGAGAGCCGGAUUCUGGAGGAAAUCUUUUUCAUUUGAGGGGCCCAUCGGUUGCAGCCUUUCCUUCCGGGUGGAUCCAAGGACCUGUCUUCCCUUUCUAACAUGGUCAUGUUUACACGUCGGGAUAUUGCUUUUAAAUUAUUUGAUUGACGGAUGAUUGUCUCCUUAACUCCCCCCACCCCUUAGAAAAAACUUAACACGAUAGCUCCCCUCUCCCAAUUUCCAAAUCAUGUCUAAAAAGCAUCCUUUCAAGCAGACUGACCGAAGUGUAAGCAGGACAUUUCUGGGCUCUUUCUCUGCACGGUUACAAGGUAAUAAUUUUUAAA